AUUAGUCACGUACGCUUGUCUAGCUAUUAAUAUCCCUCAUAUGCAUUUAAACUCAUCUAAUCAAUGUUUAGAUUCAAUUUUAAAUAAUUUAUUUCUCUUGUGCAAUAAUAUGUAUAAUUUGAUAAAUGACAUAAAAACUUCAAUUAAAGAAAAUGAAUCUCAAACAUUAACAAAAUAUGUAUUAAAUAAUUCACUUAAUAUCUCUGAUCAAAAUGAUAAGAGAGCUUGUGAUGACAAAGUUAAUGAGAAUUCUACUAAAAAAUUUAAAGCUGAUAUUAUUGAGCAAUAUCAAUUAUUUUCUAAAAUUUUAACCAACUCAAUUGAUUACAAAAAUUCUAUGUAUAAUAACAAAUUUAAUUAUAAUUCUGUUUUCAAAUCAAUAUUAUCAUCUCCAAAUGAUGAAUGGAUAUCUUCAUCUCAAAAAGAUCAGAAUCAGCCAUUGAUGUCAACUGAAUUUCAGGACACAGUUAAAGAUGAACCUAUGUCUCAGGAACUACAUAAUGUAGAUUUAACUUACAAUUUAAAUAAUAUGCCUUUGCAUGAUACAUUUGAAAUUAUUGGGAAACAUGAUAUGACCUCCAGAAGGCAUUCAACACACAGUAGCCCAUCUUUUUCUUCUGAUGACUUUUGUAUACUUGAAGAUGGUAAAGAGGACAUAGCAGAAAAUGAAUUCAAUAAUUUAAUGCCUAAUCAAUUGCAAUAUGUAAAUUCUAAUAUUACUCCCAUUUGUGGCCAACUUGAUUCACUCAAAAUAAAUAAUAUUUCAAAAAUUAAGCAAAGCUAUGAUUAUAAAGAGUGGUUACAUUUGUAUUAAGAAUUAUUAACUUUUUAUAUUUUAAACAAUUAUUUAAAUAGUCAAACUGAUUGUCAGGAAUAGUGAAUGUCUACAAUCGUUUUAUGUAAUUUUAUACAAAAUUUUUUACAGUAUUGUUUUCAAUAUACAUUUUACAAUAAAAAAGC
This is a messenger RNA of Gordionus sp. m RMFG-2023, 960 nucleotides long. RefSeq lists its product as uncharacterized. The coding region runs from base 41 to 814 and encodes 257 amino acids. The record is from RefSeq and is a predicted model, not a curated record. Lineage: Eukaryota; Metazoa; Nematomorpha; Gordioida; Chordodea; Parachordodidae. The transcript has 5 exons.